Messenger RNA from Peromyscus maniculatus bairdii (prairie deer mouse), 3195 nucleotides. RefSeq names its product prolylcarboxypeptidase (gene Prcp). The record is from RefSeq and is a predicted model, not a curated record. Gene Ontology annotation, molecular function: serine-type exopeptidase activity; dipeptidyl-peptidase activity. Gene Ontology annotation, biological process: proteolysis; angiogenesis involved in wound healing; regulation of blood vessel endothelial cell migration. Lineage: Eukaryota; Metazoa; Chordata; Mammalia; Rodentia; Cricetidae.
UAGCUGCCCUUUAUGUUCCUAAUGAUGGGAAGGAGCCAGGAAGAUGCUGGGAAUUCAAAGGACAUUUCAUGGUGUAUUUCUGGUUUAACACUUAUGGAGACCCUCAAAAAAAGAAAGAAAGAAAAAAAAGCUGUUGACACUGUAAGAAUAGUUCUUGUAAUGCAUUAUCUCUUGCCCAUCUUCAGUAUUCCCCUCUUAGGAUUAGUGUGCUCCAGACCAGGCCCGGCUCCUUAAUAUCGUCCCUUCAAAUCAUGGAGAUAUUUAGCCUCCAUCAUCCUAAAGGUGCCGGUAUAGCUUUCUCUUGUAGUUGUAUGUGAAUGUUAUCAUCUUAAGAGACUUGAUAGUUAUAUUUCAGUGGUAGCUCACAAUUUCAAAAGGUAAAAAAAUAAAACUUUAAAAAUAUAUCCAAAGUUCCAAAAUGUUUAUUGUCUUUUUUGUUUUUGACAUGGUUUAGCUAUCUUGCAAAGUCUAAGUACCCUAAGUAUGUUAUUUCUUUCAGCAUAGAUAAAGCUUCAGUUCACGUACAUUCACUUCACUUAUUUGUGCUAGAGUAACUCCAAGAUAAUAGUGUUACAUUCUAUCUCUCAAAUCUUUCAGGGCACAGCUGUAAAAAAUAAAAACAUUUUCUUAUGCAUCCAGAAUAAUGUGGUGACUUCUAUCAAGUAUUUAGUAUCAUUUAAUUCCUUAUUAAGAUUAACACAAUCACUCCGGUUUUUCACUUGCAUCUUAUUUGUUCAAACUAGGAUCCAAUCCUGGACGGCAUUUUCUCUGGUAAUUAUGUUCCUUCAAACUCACUUAAUCUAAAGCAAUCCUCCAGCCACCUGUUGCCCUGUAAAAUGUACCACCUUCAGAUUUGCCCAGCCUCCUUUCAGAGACUUCCGUUUACCCUGCCACCCUUUGUAUAUCUUCCUUUGGAGUAAAUCUAAAGUCAGGAUUAAGAUCAAAAUUGAAAUUCUUUGCAAGCAUGAGUCACAAGCAAUAUGUGCUUUCUGCUGUCUGCAUGAGAAGGCAUACAUGCCUUGCCUGCCUGACCAUCCGUGAUGUCAAUAUUAAUCAUUCGAUUAAGGUUGACCACUUUGGAUUUUCUGACUCAAGAACUUUUAAACAGCGGUACCUCAAAGCUGAUAAACAUUGGAAAAGAGAUGGUGGAUCAAUACUUUUCUACACUGGUAAUGAAGGGGACAUUGUCUGGUUUUGCAAUAAUACGGGGUUCAUGUGGGAUGUGGCUGAGGACAUGAAAGCUAUGCUGAUAUUUGCUGAACACCGAUACUAUGGGGAGUCCCUUCCCUUUGGCGAGGACACAUUCAAGGAUUCCCAACACUUGAAUUUUCUGACAUCAGAACAAGCUCUGGCUGAUUUUGCAGAGUUAAUCAGACACUUGAAAGGAACAAUCCCCGGAGCUGAAGGUCAACCUGUCAUUGCCAUCGGGGGCUCUUAUGGUGGCAUGCUUGCAGCCUGGUUCAGGAUGAAAUAUCCUCACAUAGUAGUUGGAGCUCUUGCAGCUUCUGCCCCUAUCUGGCAGUUUGAGGAUCUGACUCCCUGUGGUAUGUUUAUGAAGAUUGUAACUGAAGAUUUUAGGAAAAGUGGUCCACAUUGUUCUGAGAGUAUCCAUGGAUCCUGGAAUGCCAUUAACAGACUCUCAAGAACAGAGAGUGGUCUCAAUUGGCUCACAGAAACCCUUCACCUAUGCAGUCCCUUGACUUCUGGGGAUAUCCCAAAUUUAAAAGAGUGGAUGGCUGAGACCUGGGUGAACCUGGCCAUGGUGGACUACCCUUAUGAAGCCAACUUUUUACAGCCCUUGCCUGCUUGGCCUAUCAAGGUAGUGUGCCAGUAUUUGGAAAAUUCUAAUGUAUCUGAUACAGUGCUCCUGCAGAAUAUUUUCCAGGCUCUGAAUAUAUAUUAUAAUUAUUCAGGCCAAGCAAAAUGCCUGAAUAUCUCACAAACAGCUACUAGCAGACUAGGCUCCAUGGGCUGGAGCUAUCAGUCCUGCACAGAAAUGGUCAUGCCUUUUUGUACCAAUGGUGUCGAUGACAUGUUUGAACCUUAUCUGUGGGACCUGGAGAAAUUUUCCAAUGAAUGCUUUCAGCAGUGGGGUGUGAAACCACAGCCUCACUGGAUAACUACCUUGUAUGGUGGCAAAAACAUCAGUUCACACACGAACAUCAUUUUCAGCAACGGUGACUUAGACCCGUGGUCAGGUGGUGGAGUAAACAAAGACAUUUCAGAUACGCUGGUGGCCGUCUACAUCCCCCAAGCGGCCCAUCAUUUAGAUCUUCGAGCCAACACUGCCUUUGAUCCUUCCGCCGUGCUGUCAUCUCGCUUACUGGAAGUAAAAUACAUGAAGACAUGGAUCGAAGAUUUCUACAGAAAUGCCAAAUGGCAGCCCUGAGAAACUUUUAAGGAAUAAUUUUUUAUUUUCUUCUUUUAUGUUCACUAAACUCACAUACCCAUUUACUUUGAUUUUUUUUUUAUAUGUAAUUACUUUCCCUCACUUGUCAUUGUAUUUGUUGGGCCAAGGUCGAGACAGAAGACCGUGACAGGGGUGGGCGCAGCCAUCCCACCCAGGUGACUGCUCCGUCCUCACUGCCUUUGUGCCAUCUCCAGGAAGAACGCCAUCCUGGCAGCUCUGAUGCCAUCAGAACUGGCAUGGUUCCUGACUGUCUUUCACCAGGAGAGCCACUUUUCUCCCAAGCGGGGAUGUCUCCUUGGUUUUGAGAGUGAAGUUUCUCUGGCCCAUUGUAAGCCCCCAUUCCUGCCACAAAAGGAAAAGCAGAAGCUGGAUUAUAAACGCUGCAGCUGCGGCUGGUGGGCUGUGUGAUGCCAGUCCAGGAAAGGGCCGCUUCCUGUGAGCUCCAUGACUGCCUUUGAACUGCAAUAAAGAACAAGGCAGACCUACCUGUGUGUUGCUCCCAUCUCGUCCAGCUGUUGGGAAGGCAGUGUGCCUGGGCUGGCUGCUUUCGGGAAGUCCUUUCUUUUUCUCUUUCCCCCUUGGCAGCCUUCCUUAGUUCUGGGAUAUCUGCCACCGUGCUGCAGCCAGGAGAAAUCUGGCCUUCUCCUGCUCGGUUUCUCUUUGUUUCUAAGGUCAGUUUUGUGGUGAUCUGGCUAAAUUCUGCCAGUUUAGGAACUGUGCUGCUUUUUACUUUAAAACUGAACAAAUUCUGUUAAUAAAAAAAUCCUCUAAAAAUUGACAAAUAA